Molecule: messenger RNA, 1272 nt
Organism: Indicator indicator
Lineage: Eukaryota; Metazoa; Chordata; Aves; Piciformes; Indicatoridae
Gene: STK32C
Product: serine/threonine kinase 32C
Exons: 12
Coding region: 28-1272 (414 amino acids)
Biological process (GO): protein phosphorylation; G protein-coupled receptor signaling pathway; regulation of signal transduction
Molecular function (GO): G protein-coupled receptor kinase activity; ATP binding; G protein-coupled receptor binding
Source: RefSeq, a predicted model, not a curated record
UUUCACUGGGGCAAGUGGAAGAAGAGGAUGGGAGCGAGCGCCUCCUCCUCCAAGAGACCCGUCUUCGACGAGCGGGAGGACGUGAACUUUGACCACUUCCAGAUUCUGCGGGCGAUCGGGAAGGGCAGCUUUGGCAAGGUGUGCAUUGUGCAGAAGAGGGACACUGAGAAGAUGUAUGCCAUGAAGUACAUGAACAAGCAGCAGUGCAUCGAGCGGGACGAGGUCCGCAACGUCUUCAGGGAGCUGGAGAUCCUGCAGGAGAUCGAGCACGUCUUCCUGGUCAACCUCUGGUACUCCUUCCAGGAUGAGGAGGACAUGUUCAUGGUGGUGGACUUGCUCCUGGGUGGGGACCUGCGCUACCACCUGCAGCAGAACGUUCAGUUUACAGAGGAGACGGUCAGGCUCUACAUCUGUGAGAUGGCCUUGGCUCUUGACUACCUGAGAAGCCAGCACAUCAUCCACAGAGAUGUAAAACCAGACAACAUCCUCCUCGACGAGCAAGGUCAUGCCCACCUCACAGAUUUUAACAUUGCCACAAUCAUUAGGGAUGGAGAGCGAGCGACUGCCCUGGCAGGAACCAAGCCAUACAUGGCCCCAGAGAUUUUCCAUUCCUUCCUGAGCGGAGGGACAGGAUACUCCUUCGAGGUUGACUGGUGGUCCCUGGGAGUCAUGGCUUACGAGCUGCUGCGGGGCUGGAGACCCUAUGACAUCCACUCCAACAACCCUGUGGAGUCCUUAGUCCAGCUCUUCAGCACUGUCAGCGUUCAGUACUCAUCAGCAUGGUCAAAAGAGAUGGUGGCUCUGCUGAGAAAGCUGCUGACAGUGAACCCUGAGCACCGCUUCUCCUGCCUCGCUGACAUGCAGGCCUCAGCCUACCUGUGUGGCGUGGUCUGGAGUGACGUCAGCGCCAAGCACCUGGAGCCAGGCUUCGUCCCCAACAAGGGACGCCUGCACUGCGACCCCACCUUCGAGCUGGAGGAGAUGAUCCUGGAGUCCAGGCCCUUGCACAAGAAGAAGAAGAGGCUUGCGAAGAACAAGUCCAGGGAUAACAGCAAGGACAGCUCCCAGUCUGAAAAUGACUAUCUCCAAGAAUGCCUUGAAGCCAUCCAGCAGGACUUUGUCAUCUUUAACAGAGAGAAGCUAAAGAAGAGCCAAGAGCCGACGAGCGACUCCAUGUCCCACCCGGAGACCAGCACCGAGGCUGAGACAGAGGCCGAGGCCUCCAGCUUGAACAUGUGCAGCUCUGUCUGCUCCUCUGCAGGCAGCAGCUAG